AUGGCUGUCGCUCAGCCUCGGCCGUACAGGCGCAUUUUGACAUCUGCACUGCACCGGAGAUUUGUCCAUGCAUCUGCUCUGGCGUUGUCGGUCUGCUACUUUGUAGCAUUUCUUCUAGGAGACAAGUCAUCUUUUCUAUGGGCAUGGUUUCCAAUUGGGGCCUGCGGUUUUCGCACAGUUCUUCUGUUUCUUUCUAGUCUUGUCAUCUUCGUUCUGCGUGUGGGCCAGAUGCACAUCGGCUCGAGAACAACAGCAUCACCGAUUACCACAUUCAAGACCCUUAUCCCUCUGGAUAUCAUUCAGACGUUUGGCUGGUAUCUUUUCUCGGCUUGGUGGUUUAGCGAGAUGUAUAAGUGGUCUUGUCCCUCGAGUGCUGGAUUGGAGUGGGUUAAACGGGGCAGACCGCAUGAACGAGCAACGCUGAACGAAAGACCAAUCUACCUCCAAUCAUACCAUUUGCUACUCGCAGUUGUGCAGUCAAUUGUCCAUCUUUAUUGCGACUACGAUCGUGUCCCAAUCCCUACUGCGAAACGGGUUUCCGGUGCUGCAGAUCAGAAAACACACCCAGUUGAGCCGAUCUCUCAGCGAAUCCAGACUGCUUUGCCCCGGAUGAUCAGGGAUGGUCUGACGCGAAGCGCACUGGUUGCCACGGUUUGCCCAGUGGUCUACACCCUGCUUUUCAGGCGGCCAGCAUGGAGCUUUACCAUGUACUUUGCCAAGUUAUUUUGGAACUUUCCAAGAUCAGCCGCUGAUCCGCCUGGUGUGAUUCCUAUCUUUGGAAUCGGCUUGAUUUUGCGUACAAUCAUCUCCGGGGGGUUGCUGAUGCUCUGUUGGCAGUCCGCCAACCUCUUCUUCUCUAUAUUCAUCAGCAAGGCGCCUCUCAAGUUGGGCCAGCCCUUGACGGCAGAGGCUAAGGAUCCCAAUGGCAGUUUGCUGACCGGGCUGAAGGCAAAGAAGGAGACUGUCAAGUCCUUCGCAUUCUGGGAACUGUGCCUCAUCAGCCAGCAGUUUCCUGACCGGCGCAAGGCAAUUUUCAACGAUAUCGACCGCGAUGGUGGUUCCACCUGGUCUCAAAUUCUGCAGUCUGCUACGGAGGUUAUCAAGGGUAUUUCUAGCCGGAUUGAGGAGAAGAAGGCGCCUGCGGGUUCAAAGCCCGAGCAGCAAACUGAUAAAACUCAACCUGUACUUCGCACGCUGCCACGACUGGCGGAGCCUCCGAAGGAGGAUAACAUCUUUGCUAGCGCUCCUAAAGCUGUUUCGAGACCCGACAAGAUUGGCGAGGCGCUCAGCUCGACCGCCAAGAAGUACGGGCAAUCGCCCGACUGGACUCCUACGGCCAGGGCUAAAGCUCGUGAUGUGUUCGACCGCGCCUCGUCGGCUGUCCUCAGUCCCGAACGAAAGCAGAAACUGCUUGCUUCUUCUCGGGAGCUCAAGAUGCUCACGGGCCCAACGGUCACAUCAGAGAAUGUGCACCCCCUGAUCGCACAAGUCCUCCGCACCCCAUUAGGCCUCAUGUUCCGCCAGACUUACGCCCGCCGGUUAUCCGGCAUCGUCCUUGGGACACCGUACGCGAGCGUAUCCGUCACCGUCGACGCCAUUGAAUCCUUGACCCGCCUCCUGGUCGCGAGUCUCGCGGAAGACCAGUACGGCAAAGUGCAGGCCGACGUCCCCGGAGUCGUGCGCCUGUUCACCGACACGAUCAUGGUCCUCGAGCCAUUCAUCAACGGCGGCCUAGACGCGCACUGGACGGACGUGAACUUCCCACCCUCGAGUAAUCCCGAGGCGCAGGCGGCAGCGCGCCGGGUCCCCGAGGUGGAACUUGUCCUGGAUACCCUCAAGCUCUGCCUCAAGGACCUUCUGUCCGCUUUCAACUUGUAUUUCAAGAACAUCGGGCUCGUGGGCAAGGACCUGCGGCUAGCGAAAGAAGCAGCCGUGUCGUUCGAAGGCGGGCUUUAA
Molecule: messenger RNA, 1956 nt
Organism: Aspergillus clavatus NRRL 1
Lineage: Eukaryota; Fungi; Ascomycota; Eurotiomycetes; Eurotiales; Aspergillaceae
Product: nucleoporin NDC1
Exons: 3
Coding region: 1-1956 (651 amino acids)
Biological process (GO): nuclear pore organization; spindle pole body localization
Cellular component (GO): spindle pole body; nuclear pore transmembrane ring
Molecular function (GO): spindle pole body-nuclear membrane anchor activity
Source: RefSeq, a predicted model, not a curated record